Fundulus heteroclitus (mummichog) is the source of this 4258-nucleotide messenger RNA. Its product is annotated as inositol polyphosphate-4-phosphatase type I A. The transcript has 27 exons. Gene Ontology annotation, molecular function: phosphatidylinositol-3,4-bisphosphate 4-phosphatase activity. Gene Ontology annotation, cellular component: cytoplasm. NCBI's taxonomy places the organism in Eukaryota, Metazoa, Chordata, Actinopteri, Cyprinodontiformes, Fundulidae. The record is from RefSeq and is a predicted model, not a curated record. Bases 358 to 3336 code for a protein of 992 amino acids.
CCAGACGCAGGACGCUGCUGCUGCGGUUUGGAUGACGUCCAGACGGCAGACGUAGAGAAACGGUGCGGCAGUUUGCAGACAGUUGUGGCGUUUUCUUCAGAUUUUAAGGCUACCUGUCAGCGGAGGACCGCAGCGAACAGGCAUCAGGAGAAGAACCAACUUUGACCGUGUUGAACCUUUCUCUGUGUCCUGAGUGAGAGAACGGGCUGCUUGGAGACAGGAAGCGCUGAGACAGGCGGUGAAGCGUCCAACCGUGGAUCCCUGCAGGACCUCGUCACAUGGGAGUGGGCGUCGGCGCGCGUGAGGGUGUGUGUUCGGGGCUCCCACUGUCCCGUCGCCCGCAGUUCCUGGACCGACAUGGCAGGUGGCCGAGAGCGCAGUUCACGAACACAGAGGCCAUGGUCGGUGUACAGGGCCAACACCUUCGAGCUUUCCAGCGAGAUGAUUGGCCUGGCGCUCGCAGGAAAUAGUCAGGACCCAGAUGAGCCUGUUUUGGAGUUCAGUAUUGCCUGCACAGAGCUGGCGACUCCUGCUUUGGAGCGAAAACCCAACAGCUUUGUGGCCGUGAGCUGCACAACCCCUCCUCAGGCCUUCUGGACCAAACACGCGCAGACGGAAAUCAUAGAGGGCACCAGUAACCCCAUGUUCCUCAGCAGCAUCGCCUUCUUCCAGGACUGCAACAUCAACCACCAGACGCAGCUCAAGCUGGCUGUGUACGACGUAAAGGACCGCUCGCAGGGCACGAUGUACAUGCUGGGUUCUGCACUUUUUGCUGUGAAGGAACUGCUGCAGGAGAAAAGCCACAGAUUAGAGCUGGAACUGCGGUCGGCAGAGAACCAACGGGUCGGGAAGGUUACGGUCGCAGCAUGGCAGAUGGAGGACAGGGCGGAUCAUAGGAUGUCUGUUAGAAGUCUGCCAGAGAGCAUCAAUGGCCGAACGGUGCUGCCCGUUGACGAGAGCCUGACCGAGUCGAUGGGAGUUCGCAUAAAGUACGCCUCGCUGUGCAAAGACAGUCUGCUGCGCUCGGUGUUCGGAGGCACCAUGUCCAGGAUGUACCGCUUCCCAACCACUGACGGGAAGCACCUGCGUGUCCUGGAGCAGAUGGCAGAGAGCGUGCUGUCCCUCAACGUUCCCCGACAGUUUGUUAAGCUGCUGCUGGAGGAGGACACUGCCAGGGUAUGUGAGCUGGAGGAGCUGGGAGAGUUAUCCCCCUGCUGGGAGAGUCUGCGACGACAAAUCGUGUCUCAGUACCAGUCCACAAUACUCACACACCAGGAAACAUUGUCUGACCUCAGCAGCUACAGAGGUCCCUCGUUCAAAGCUAGCAACCUGAAGGCAGACAGGAAGCUGGAGUUCAUGCCAACCAACCUCCAUGUGCAGAGGAUGAGGGUGCAGAACGAGCUGGGCUUCGAGCACACCUACGACGUGGUAACCAUCGGCGCUCCGGCUGCUCAUUGCCAGGGCUUUAAAAGCGGCGGCCUCAGGAAGCUCAUCCAGAAGUUCGAGGAGGCAAAGAAACACGUUUAUGAGGAGGGAUGCAGUGCUCAGUCCAGCUCGCAGUCCAUUGUCUACAUACCCCAGGACAUUGUCCGAGCCAAAGAGAUCAUUGCUCACAUCAACACACUGAAGACUCAGGUCAACUACUACGCUGAGAGGCUUUCCCGCGCCGCCAAAGACCGAUCAGCCAGCGGACUGGAGAGGACGCUGGCUAUCCUGACCGAUAAGACUCGUCAGCUGGUGACAGUGUGCGACUGCAAACUGCUGGCUUCGGCCAUCCAGGCUUUGAACGCAGGCCGGCCCGAGUACAUUGCCUCCAAAGCAUCUCCUACAACUGAACCAGAACAAGUGGUCCUCCGCAAUGACCAGGAUACUCUGCUCGCCAAGUGGAGUGGUCGCAACAGUCGAUCUUCAUUGCAUGUGGACUGGCAGGAAGAGGAGUGGGAGAAGGUGUGGGUAAAUGUGGACAAAUCUCUGGAGUGCAUCAUCCAACGAGUGGAUAAGCUGCUGCAGAAAGAGAGGAGACCCAGCAGCAGUAGUCUGGAUAGCAGCCAGCCUGACCUGCAGGGCAGCAGUCAGAAAGGCGACGAAAAGAGACGAGCUUUCUGGAUCAACCCAGGAAGUUCGUCACAGGACUCGUUACCAUCAGAACCACCUCCACCAUCAUCAUCACCACCAUACUCUUCGUCUUCGCCUGCCCUCUCCUCAUCUGCACGACCCCCCAGCCCCGAACAGGAAAACUAUGGAAGCCCGAGUGCAGAGGAGGCGUACCCAGGCGAGUGGAGCGAGGUGCUGUACCCGCUCCUCACCACGCUCACAGAGUGCGUUACUAUGAUGAGCGACAAGGCCAAGAAGUCCAUGGUCUUCCUGCUCAUGCAGGACAGCGCCCCCACCAUUGCCAUGGACGUGUCGCUGCAGUACCGCCGGGACGUCGUCUUCUGCCAGACGCUCACUGCACUCAUCUGCGGCUUUGUCAUUAAACUGAGGAAUUGUCUUCGAGAUAACGGUUUCCUGCGGCAGCUCUACACCAUCGGCCUGCUGGCUCAGUUCGAGUCGCUGCUCAGCACCUAUGGAGAUGAGCUUGCCAUGUUAGAGGACAUGAGUGUCGGUGUGAUGGAUCUGCGUAAUGUCACCUUUAAGGUUACCCAGGCGGCCGGUAGCUCCGCCCCCGACAUGCUGCCGAUUAUCACAGGCAACAGGGACGGCUUCAACGUACGCAUCCCGCUGCCAGGCAGCAUGUUCGAUGCGCUGCCGCGGGAGAUCCAGAGUGGGAUGCUGCUGAGGGUCCAGCCGGUGCACUUUAACGUCGGCAUCAACGAGCAGCAAACCCUGGCUGAGAAGUUUGGUGACACAUCCCUGCAGGAAAUCAUCAACGUAGAGAGUCUCUCCAGGCUGAACUCGUACUACGAACAGUUUAAAGAAGUCCUACCUGAGGACUGCCUUCCAAGAUCUCGUUCCCAGACUUGUCUCCCUGAGCUGCUGAGGUUUCUGGGCCAGAACGUCAAUGCCCGCAAGAACAAGAACGUGGACAUUCUGUGGCAGGCUGCUGAGAUUUGCCGCCGGCUGAACGGCGUCCGUUUCACCAGCUGCAAGAGUGCCAAAGAUCGCACGGCCAUGUCAGUCACACUGGAGCAGUGCCUGAUCCUGCAGCAUGAGCACGGCAUGGCGCCGCAGGUCUUCACCCAGGCGCUAGACUGCAUGCGCAGCGAGGGCUGCAGACGAGAAAACACAGUGAAGAACAUUGGCUCCCGAAAAUAUGCCUUUAACUCACUCCAAAUCAGGGCCUUCCCCAAGCACUACCGGCCACCCGAUGGUACCUACGGGAAGGUGGAAACCUGAUGGAACCACCCAAGGUGUGCCUGUCAGGGCAUCAGCAGCAUCACCAGGCUUCUAUGGGAAAGAUUAGACGCGGUACUAUCGUGGAACAUUACGGACAUUAAUGUUAUCUUGUGAGUUAUCAGGUUUUAGAUUACAUUUUUCUGAGAGUAGUUACUGUGAUUUAGCUUACUCAGAAGAACCAUAAAGAAAAUAUAGAGGUAAAUCCUAUUACAAGGACUGUUUUCAGGUACAUAAUGUUGCUUGUGUUAUGUUAUUCAUAACAUGCUGAACAGUGUUUUACCUCACUGCCUCUACCUUUUCAAGCACUGAUAAUCAGUAUUUAACUACCAUGCCAACAUUGUAGUUUAACAGAAAAAAAGGAAGAUACCAGAAGAUUAAAGGAAUUAAUUGUGUAAAAUCAACUUUUAGGACAAACUCUAUAGAAGUAAACCUAAUGCUGUUACCGUGUAAAAUAAGAAGCAGUGCCUUCAAAAUGUUGUCUGAAGUGCCCAUGAGCAAGUUAUGAAUUCUGUAAUACCUCUUGUUUUGUUUUGUUGAUGGACCAGAAAAUUUAAUGUUUUGCACUUCAGUUAAUCAGCACAUACAGAAUUUUACCAAUAAAUACUUUUAAAAAGAUAUAGUAAGGUGGUUUGAGUCAGAGCACUGAUGCUGAAGUAGACCAUUUCAUGAUGUGCCUAAAACACAAGGGGGCGUCACUGUGCUUCUACCAACAUAUGUAGCCCUACAUCUGUCUGUGAAUCAGCUGCCAUAUUUGCAAAAUGUACAUGUUUUAGUCGUCACUGAAGGUGUUUUUGCUUUGUUUUUUUUACUUCUGUAACAUGCACAUUUGUUUUGUCUUUGAAAACGGGACAGAUUUUAAAGUUUUUGCGUUGCAGAGUUUCUAGAAUAAACAACUUUUUUGGUUUGUUGUCUUGAAAGUGAA